This is a messenger RNA of Ipomoea triloba (trilobed morning glory), 1629 nucleotides long. RefSeq names its product protein EARLY-RESPONSIVE TO DEHYDRATION 7, chloroplastic-like. Gene Ontology annotation, cellular component: plasma membrane. Lineage: Eukaryota; Viridiplantae; Streptophyta; Magnoliopsida; Solanales; Convolvulaceae. The record is from RefSeq and is a predicted model, not a curated record. Bases 46 to 1440 code for a protein of 464 amino acids. The transcript is spliced from 4 exons.
AGUAUCUGAGCAGAAAGUUUUCAAAGCCCUAAAAUUUUCUCUCCAAUGGCUUCUAAUGAUCCGACCCGGAGUCCGAUUUACCCGCAAGUUGUCGACCCGGAUUUUGAAAAUCCGUUCCAUUCCUCAUCUUCGGCGGCGAGCCGGGCCCCAAUGUACCCCGUCGUUGACAUGAAAGAUGUGGAGAACCUAUUUCCAGAAAAUUACGAAACUGUCCAUGGAUAUUAUCAACAUUCCCCAUCUGCCCCUCCGGAGGCGGUUGAAGAAACCCUCCUCAUUGUUCCCGGCGCGAUCCUCCACUUGAUCGAUAAGCAGUACUCCGUCGAGCUCGCCACCGGCGACUUGGCACUAGUCAGUAUCCGGCAAGGAGAUAACACCGUCGCAGUCUUCGCUAGGGUUGCAGACGAGAUCCAGUGGCCGUUAACCAAGGACCUAGCCUCCGUAAAGCUCGACAAUUCGCAUUACUUCUUCUCGUUUAAAUUUCCGAAUGUGGACGAUGAUUCAGAUUCGAGUGAUGAAGAAAAAAGCAAGGGGAAGAAGGAAGGGAAACGCGAGGAAAAACAAAAGGAUAUGGGAAACGACGUGUUAAACUAUGGACUAACAAUUGCUUCCAAAGGCCAGGAUAAUUUGAUCAAAGAUCUGGAUACAAUUUUGGACAAUUGCAGCAGCUUUUCGGUUCAUAAGGUGGAGGAAACCGCGUCCGUAGUGAUGGGAGGGCCGGUGGCGAAGGAGGUGUCCCCGGCCGACUUGAAGUCGGAGAAGAAGAAGGAGAUUUUGGAAGGGCGAUGCGCCGCUUAUUGGACCACAUUGGCGCCCAAUGUGGAGGAUUACAGUAGCUCUGCAGCGAGAUUGAUGGCUUCCGGGUCAGGGAAGCUGAUAAAGGGGAUUUUGUGGUGCGGGGAUGUUACCGUUGACAAUUUGAAGUCGGGGGAUGAGGUUCUGAGGAAGAGGAUGACCUCUGGUUCCAAGGCUGAGGUUAGUCCUGAGACCAUGAAAAGGAUCCGGAGGGUUAAAAGGGUGACAAGGAUGACUGAGAAAGUAGCAACUGGGGUCCUUUCAGGAGUUGUUAAGGUUUCGGGAUUUUUUACCAGCUCUGUUGCAAACUCCUCAGUAGGAAAGAAGUUCCUUGGCCUCUUGCCCGGGGAAAUGGUACUCGCCACACUGGAUGGAUUUAGCAGAAUUUGUGAUGCUGUUGAGGUAGCUGGAAAGAAUGUUAUGUCUACAUCAUCCACUGUAACAACUGGACUAGUCUCUCACAAGUACGGAGACGAGGCAGCUAAGGCGACAAGUGAAGGACUUGAAGCUGCAGGGCAUGCCAUGGCAACUGCAUGGACUGUUUUCAAACUCAGAAAAGCAUUAAACCCUAAAAGUGCUCUGAAACCCACAUCUCUAGCUAAAGCUGCAGCUGAGAUUAAGGCUAAGAACAGUCCCAAGAAAUCGUAAGGUCCUCUACUACUGCUAUGACUUCUUAAAAUAUAGCUGUUCCCAAAUCUCAACUUGUGAACCCUGUGUCAGAUUUCUGAAAACAUUAUUGUAUUGAUGAGAAAUCCUUGUUUGCAGAUUAGUUUUUAAAUCCUUUGUGAAACUCAUCUUUUUUUUAUGGUCUUAGUAGUGAGAGUUAUCUUUAAGCCA